GGGAGAAAGUUGAAGCUCCCAAAGCACAGGAUUCUGAGCAAGGAUGAGCUGCCGGAAGAAAAGGAACGAAAAAGUGGUGUUAUUUAUUUUCAAACAUUACCACCACAUUUCACGGUUUCACGGAUGCGCAAUGAAAUGAGUAAAUUUGGCGAAAUUGGAAGGAUUUUUCUACAGGCUGAAAAACGUCGUGAUGCUAAGGGAAAACGCCGUAAACGAUACGUAGAGGGAUGGGUGGAAUUCAAGAAAAAAAGCCUGGCAAAACGAGUAGCUGCUUCGCUGAACAGCACACCUGUUGGUGGAAAGCGCCGUAGUGUGGCCAGAGAGUCACUGUGGACAAUGAAAUACCUAAGUGGAUUCAAAUGGACUCAUCUUGUCGAACAGCUCAGUUACGAGAAUCGUGUUGAGCAGCAACGAAUGCGCCUUGAAAUAGCCCAAGCAAAACGACAAGCUUCCUUUUUUGCUGAGCAAGUGGAGAAAGGAGAGCAGCUGAGAAAGCUGGAAGAGAAAGUAAGCAGCUUUACCGAAUCUUUUUUUUUGCAAUGA
Messenger RNA from Gongylonema pulchrum, 543 nucleotides. NCBI's taxonomy places the organism in Eukaryota, Metazoa, Nematoda, Chromadorea, Rhabditida, Gongylonematidae. The record is from the annotation of a GenBank genome assembly.